Macadamia integrifolia is the source of this 402-nucleotide messenger RNA. Its product is annotated as arabinogalactan protein 1-like. The record is from RefSeq and is a predicted model, not a curated record. Bases 1 to 402 code for a protein of 133 amino acids. Lineage: Eukaryota; Viridiplantae; Streptophyta; Magnoliopsida; Proteales; Proteaceae. The transcript has a single exon.
AUGGCGUUCUCGAGAUUUGUAGUUUUGAUGGUUUUGGCUCUGGUGGUGGAAUCAGCCUUUGCACAGGCUCCAGGAGCGGCACCUAAAGCGGCGCCAGUACCAACCAAGGCUCCGACUGUAGCUCCCACUGUAGCACCAACAGUUCCACCGGCGGCUGCUUCUACUCCUAAAUUGUCACCUCCACCGGCUGCUGCUCCUACUCCUGUGGCGACUUCUCCGGUUUUAUCUCCACCAUCACCUCCUCCAUCUACCUUGGCUCCAUCUGCGCCAGUUGCUCCAAGUCCUUCUGCGAUCGCCUCUCCUCCCACAGAAAGUCCUACAUCACCAAACAGUGGCGUUGCUUCUUACGGAGUUGGAGCGGCUGUUCUCUUGACCGUCGCCUCCGCUGCUUUUAUGCUGUAG